UAUCUAUAAAAUUGCAUGCGAUUUCGCUUGAAAUAAAAAAUGUGUAGGUUUUGAAGGCAGGGUUUUGGGUUGUUUGUCACGCUGACCUGGCAACCCUGUGACAACAAAGAUGGCGAUCCCCAUAAUGACAACAUGCCAUGUAGCGUGUUGUGCAAACCGGACUCCACACGUUCUCUCCUGGAGCCGCAGAGAUUUAAUCGCCUUUGGGACGUGUAAUUCAGUUGCUCUGUAUGAUCCACAGGAGGUGAAAGUUGUUGAGCUCCUGAAUAAGCACAGUGGCAGGGUUAACACUGUGCAGUGGAUUCACAGGGAGGACUGUGGUCCAGAAACACAGCUGCUUUCAGGAGGAUCUGAUAAUAAUGUUAUUGUGUGGGAGGAGCAACACGGUCAGUUUGCUGCCUCUGCAGUGUGUUCAGGCCACUCGGGUCCUGUGUGUGCUGUGGACGCUGUACCGCUGUCUUCCUCCGACUCGCUGCUCGUCUCUGCGUCAUCAGACUCCACCGUGAAACUGUGGAUGUACAGCAGUCGAAAAGCCGAAUGCCUCCAGACGUUAUCUUUUGGGAGCGGCUUCAUGAUGGAUGUCUCCUUAGCGCUGUUGCCAGGCAGCAGAGUGCCCAUCCUAGCAUGUGGGGGAGAUGACAGCAAAGUCCAUUUGUUUGUGCAGAUCAAUGGACAGUUUCAGAACGUACUCGCAUUACAAGGCCACGAGGACUGGGUCCGUGGUGUGGAAUGGGCAGCAAAAGAUGGGGAAUUACUUUUGGCCAGUUGCGCUCAGGACUGUCUGAUCCGAGUGUGGAGGCUGGUGGUUAAAUGCGACGCACACGUACAGGAGCCUGCCGAAGGAAUCAUCAGGAUGACUGAGGAUGUGUUUGAGGUGAAGGGGAAAAUGUAUGCAGUGAGCCUUGAGACGGUAUUAGCUGGCCAUGAGAACUGGGUGUAUGGGAUCCAUUGGCAGCCUUCAUUUAGCAAAGGCGGCACAGUGGAACAGCCUCUGAGUCUGCUUUCUGCCUCUAUGGAUAAGACCAUGAUCCUAUGGGGGCCAGAGGAGGCGUCAGGUGUGUGGGUGGAGCAGGUGCGUGUUGGAGAGGUUGGAGGAAACACACUAGGCUUCUUUGGCUGUCAGUUCGGUCCUGAUGGCUCCAAGAUUCUGGCUCAUGCCUUCCAUGGUGCGCUGCACCUCUGGCAAAGAGACCCGAGCCAGCAGAGAGAAUGGAGUCCCGCAGUGGUGGUGUCUGGCCACUUUAAUGCAGUGCAGGACUUGAGUUGGGAUCCAGAGGGAGACUUUCUCCUCAGCGUGGGCUCAGACCAGACUACCAGAGUCUUCGCACCAUGGAGAAGAAAAGACUGCUCACAGGUCACCUGGCACGAGAUCUCCAGGCCUCAGAUCCACGGCUAUGACAUGCAGUGCCUGGCCACGGUGGGCCGAUACCAGUUCGUGUCUGGAGCAGACGAAAAAGUGCUGCGUGUGUUCAAGGCUCCGCGUAACUUUGUGGAGAACUUUGCCAACAUAGCGGGCACUUCUUUGGAGAAACUUUUGGCUUCACAAGAUUGUAAAGGUCUUCCAGAAGGAGCCAGCACACCCGCACUCGGGCUCUCUAAUAAGGCUGUGUUUCAAGGUGAUCUUACGAUGCAGAGCACCCAGGAGGAAGGGAAAGAUUUCAACAGCGUGUCUGACCAGUACAAGGAGUCUUACUUUCAUCCUCUUAGUCUAACAGAACCCCCUCCUGAAGAUCACCUUCUCCAGAACACGCUGUGGCCUGAGGUCCAGAAGCUGUAUGGUCAUGGUUUUGAGAUGUUCUGUCUGGCAUCAGACUCUGCAGGAACAGUGGUCGCCUCAGCGUGUAAGGCAUCUAAAGCGGCGCAUGCUGCUAUCCUGUUGUGGAGCACAUCCACCUGGAAACAGCUACAAGCGCUUCCAUACCACAGUCUGACCGUCACUCAGAUGGCCUUCUCCCCAGACUCACGCUUGCUCCUCGCUGUGUCCCGGGACCGCACCUGGUCGUUGUGGAGACGUGAGGACUGUGGACCCGAUGCUUCAGAGCCCAGAUUCUCGCUCUACACACACACCACUAAGGACUCAGCAGUGCACGCACGUAUCAUUUGGUCAUGUGAUUGGAGCCUGGAUAAUAAGUACUUUGUGACAGCUAGUCGGGAUAAGAAGGUGAUCAUGUGGGGUCACCGUGGCUCUGGAGAUCCAGUUGGCAUGAAUGACAGUGCCGUUAUUCCCUGUUCAUCUGUUCUGGAUGUUGGGGAUUCAGCUACUGCUGUGGCUGUCUGCCCUUUCCUUCUCUCUGACCAGAGCUACCUCAUAGCGGUGGGUCUGGAGAGUGGACAGAUCGUUCUGUAUAAAUGGAGGAAAGUGGACGAUCCGUCUUCAGGAUCAGACUGGAGCAGGUGUGCUGAAAGCGACGUCUCUCAAAGUCACACACUGGUGGUGAAGAGGCUGCGCUGGAGGCCCCGAGUCUGUCAGCAGGAUCGGAGUGAAGGCUUGAACGAGAACCACCAAAGCACCUCUGUCCAGUUAGCCAGUGCUGGAGCUGACCACACUGUCAAAAUCUUCAACAUCAACACACUGACUCUGUAGCAGUCUCUCAGCCAGUGGUCCCCUCAGACCCUUCACCAUCUACACACACACACACUUCAGUCCACGGUAGGGUGUCCAUCAGAACCGAUGCCGAAACGUGUGGACGGCUCUUAAGAAAUGUCUUAAUCAAUACAGAAGAUCGGAUAUUCGUACUAUUAGACUAUUUAAAAAAACAAAACAAAAGGACUGUUGUGCUAUUUAUCUGAAACCUCCUCUGAAGUUUGUGUUGUAAUAAAUAAUCCUUUUCUAACGAAACUAAAAGUACCGAUUGUUUCAUGUCCAAACCGGAAGCAGCCUGUUUUUCCCAGCUCAUCUGCUUUUUACAUAUUACCCAUUGGCACAGAGUUGAGUACGUUUGAUGUGUUUGUGUCUGGGUUUGUUUCAAGAAUCCAAUCUCUAGUCCAUUGAGAAAAGUGCUCUGAAGUCACGCUCAGGACAACACCGCUCUCAGUCGUGAUUGCUUAAUUUCGUCAUGUUGCUUCUAUGGGUGUAAAUCUCAGGACACGUGAAAUGUUCGGAUUUAGAUUCUCGAACGCAGCAAUUCAGUAUUUUAUUAUUCCACUGCAUCUGCUGCGAUAUGAUGCAGUUUAAGUACAACUUGAUUUAGUAGAUUUGACCACCUUUGUACAGAAUCUGGAGCAGGCUUUCCGGUAAUUCGCAAACGAUGAUGAUGAUGAUGUACAGACGGACUAUUUAAAGUAUCAGAAUUAUGAGCAUAUCAACUUGCCAGGCUAUUUACAUGCCAGUUUAAAAUAUAAAUUCUUUUUAAUUAUUACCAAUUCUGUCCUUUUCCGAGAAUAAUCAAUUCUAAUCAAUAGUAAUCGAUUAUGAUUGUGCCUUUGUAAUUGUUGCCUUUUAUAUCGAUGCAUCAAUCCAAAUUGUCUGAUCAUUACACGCCUAAUUACUUCCUGUUUUGUUUUUUUUUGUUUGUUUUUUUGGUGGGAUUUCCCCCCAUUUUCUCCCCAGUUUAAUCUUGCCAGUUCCCACCCAUUCACUAGCUAACUCUAACGUACUGCGUGAGGGUGGAGCAAGCAAGUGCUUCCUCCGAGACGCAUGAAGCCAACCUCUGAAUCUUUCCAAAGUGCUGCUCAUGCGGUGUCACAGACCAGCGUAAUCACGCUUGCAGGAAUGAUCUCACAGAUGCCCACGAUCGGCUAGUGUGGCCGUGAUUGACGGGGAGAGACAGUAAGGCCGUUCCUCCCACCCGGAGAGCACUACCAAAACUGCUGACUUGACCCCAGGCGCAGAUAGCUGUGGUAUGGCCGGGAUUUGACCUCGCGAUCUGUGGAUGAGCGAACGUUGGUGAACGCUUUUCUAUCGCUCAGGAGCAGCUUACUUCCUGUUGAAAGUUUCUCAAGGGAAGAGAAGGUGUGAUGCCUUUUACUUAAACGGUUGAGUGCAAAUGUUUGAAACCCCCAUAGUUUCAGGGUGCAAAAAAAUGUUCAAAAUGAAAAAUGCAAAGAUGGAGACAGUUUAUAUCACAUUCACGAAGGGAAAUGCAAACUUUAUAACAGAUUCAUGCACUUUUAAUAUCGC
Molecule: messenger RNA, 4120 nt
Organism: Ictalurus furcatus (blue catfish)
Lineage: Eukaryota; Metazoa; Chordata; Actinopteri; Siluriformes; Ictaluridae
Gene: elp2
Product: elongator acetyltransferase complex subunit 2
Exons: 22
Coding region: 110-2584 (824 amino acids)
Biological process (GO): tRNA wobble uridine modification
Cellular component (GO): elongator holoenzyme complex
Molecular function (GO): protein binding
Source: RefSeq, a predicted model, not a curated record